AUGAUCGACGAAAACAGCAGGGAUCGUGUUUCAGUUGCAUUACCGCUGAGCAGCAUCAACCGGUAUGUGGACAAGGCGUGCGAGACGAGCCGGUGCCUCACUGAGGCGGAGGAGGUUUAUUAUGCGGGCCACGUCUUUGAGUGCGCCGUCGAAACAGCUGAGAACGCUCGUUUCGACUUUCUGGCGUUCGUCUUGCAAACGACUGCUAUCAACAGUGCUCCUCAUGAAGUGAAGAUUACUGUUUGCGACGCGGUGGUAGAUCGAGCCAGCUGUUCGUGCAAAGCAGGAAAAUACAAGUGUAAACACAUUGUAGCUGUACUGCUGCAUAUUAAUGCUGCCAGGACUUUCGACAAACUCUCGCCAACUGACCAGCCACAGAAGUGGGGCAAGGAGCACAAAGAGCGUGUUAAACAAAAGUAUGAGCCAAGAGCUAUAGUCGACCUUCCAUGUGCAAAGAAGGCAAAAAUCAAAAAGACUCCCCAGCUGGAAGGCAACAUACUUGAAAGACUUCUGGAAAAUGUCAGCUAUCAAUCUGCAGCAAAAAUGCACUUAGACAGAGCAACAGAAGCCAUGUUGGAGCCAACCAUAGAACCAGGAUGUUCUACGUCUGAGCCAGCACCCAGAGACUUAACACUCAUUGGUUCUUUGAAGGAGUUAAGAAGUUUUCUUGGCAUCAGUGGUGAAGUGACAACAGAAGAGCUACUUCAACACUUGCAGGAAAGCAAGAGUCACGAAGACAUUUUAAUGAUUGAAAAGUUAACACGAGAUCAGGCAAAAUCUAGUCUCUGGUUGCGCCACAGGGUAGGCAUGAUCACAGCUUCUAUUGCCUACAGCAUAUUUACCCGUGUAAAGACGCUGAGGACAAAGAUGGGCCCGCAUGAUUUGAGGCCCUUGCUAAAAAAAGUGAUGCGGCAGAAUAAUGUCCGUACAGCAACAAUGCGUCGUGGCAGUGCACUCGAAGGCAGUGCAAGAAAAUGUUAUCAAAGCCAGCGAGCCACUCAUGAAAAUUUGGUUGUGAGGCAGUGUGGACUUUUCAUUAUGGAAGGCCGUCCUUACAUGGGUGCAAGUCCAGAUGGAUUAGUAAAGUGCAACUGUUGUCCUGAGCGGGUAUUGGAAAUCAAAUGCCCUGAAUCCAUCAAAAAAUUCUUGGAAGAGAAUAUGGAGAAAAACAAAGAAAAGGCUUUGACUCAGAACCUAAAGCGUGCAACCACAUAUUUCUGCCAAGUGCAGGUACAAAUGGGCAUCACGGCAGUUCAGCAUGCAGAUUUGUUUGUGUUUGUCAAUGAAGAAGAUAAUAUUUGCAUUCCAGUGCUAUUUGAUGAGGCAUAUUUCAGGGAUGUGGUUGAAAGAUCUUCCUAUUUCUUUGAGCAGUACAUACUGCCACAUGUUCUUUCUACAUGA
Dermacentor albipictus is the source of this 1401-nucleotide messenger RNA. RefSeq lists its product as uncharacterized. The record is from RefSeq and is a predicted model, not a curated record. Lineage: Eukaryota; Metazoa; Arthropoda; Arachnida; Ixodida; Ixodidae. Gene Ontology annotation, molecular function: zinc ion binding.